ACUCGCGUGGAGAGAGAGAGAGAGAGAGAAAAAAAAGAGAGACGUGCGUCUAACAAAAGAGUGUCGCGUCUGCAUUUUCUGCCCCCCUGCCGCGCCUCCUCCCCGCUCGCUCUGGCGUAGAAGAUGCUGGCGUAGACGUUCCCGAGCGGAGGCGGAGAUGUGCCGAUCGAUUCAGUCGCUCGCCGGCGUGCGUGCAGGGCGUCCGCGGAAAAGGCCACGGAGGGGAAUCGACGAUAAACAUUUCGACGCCGCGCGCCCGUGUCGUGUCGCUCGUGUGUGAGUGUAAGCGUAUGCGCGUGCGCGCGUGUGUGCGUGCGUGUGUGUGUGCGUACACAUUCGCCCAGCUGCGGUGGGCCACCCUGUUUUGACAACACGCGCCCGCCAGUCAAAUGCCGCACCGGAAUUUCGAGUCGGCUGUUUGGGUUCGCCGGUGAGUCGGCCCGUAACAACAGACACAAAUCUCCGCGUUCGUUUCUCUACUCACGCGACAACAAGCCCUCUUGCACAUCCGUGCUGUUCACUGAAUCAAAAUAUCACCAUAUUUCUCUUGUUAUGCUCUGUCUGAAAUCGCAUCCGCGUGUGUUUGAUCGUGCGUGCGGCAUUAUCCAUUACGUACCUCGAUCUCUACUUUUUUGCUUUGCCCUCCCUAAAAGCAAAUAAAGCUCCUUCGGCGAAGUAAGAAGCAAUUCGCUCGAGUAAUCCCCUCUCGCAAGUGACGCCAAAGUAAUUAUUUACUCGAAACAGCCCUCCGGAAAGCUUCCAAAAAUCGAAGACAUUUCUCUCAGUCAGAGGAAUAAAAUGUAGCUAUCGCCCUACAAAGUAUUUGGUCCUAUCAAAUCGCUACUUUCACCGUUGCAGAUCGCGGACUAAAUACGCAAAGAGAGAACAUUUUCUACGUGUUUGUGUAUGUGUGUGUGUGUGUGUCUGCGAAAGAAUUUUCAAAAUCACUUACCGUUCAAAAACUAGAUCUCGGCCGAAUGCAGAAACACUGAUAUACUUGUGUGUUCGAAGCACCAGCAAAUCGAAGCGAAGUCUAGCCAUAUUGGCCAAAAGAAAGUUGGUUCCGUCGGAAUGGAGUGAUCGUAAAAGUAGUCGGCGACGUACUUUCUUCUCUCCGGUGAGGCUUUUGUUUUAAUUUACCGAUAAGGUAAUCAGAAACGAUAGACACACUAUUGUGAGCGAGUGUUUUGGUGUUCUGAAGACGGCACUACUGAGAACCAGCCGAAACGUUGAAAGUUCACCUGCUGCUUCGUACGACGAAUCUUCGCGGAUCAUCUGGGCCUGCGGCGUGCGCGGCCUCUCAUCAGAAAUGCUCCACUCCCACAUGGGGAGCGGCUAGAUACCGCCCCUGCACCAACACCGUCGAUCGUCCGACGCCAUCUUGCAGCUCCACACCUGCGAUCGCAGGAACGUCCGCUCCCGCGAGGUUGGUACGACUGCAGACGGCUAACCGGCCGCCAUGGUGUCCCACAUCGCAACCGGCGCGGAGCUGGACGCCGCGCUGAAGAUAAAGCAGGAGCCGGGCUUCCCGCACGUGUCGGCCGUCCAGCCGCCCUCGCACGUGCACGGUAGCGCAUCUUCAGGGCAGUUCAACCGGCAGUCGGACGGCAGCGGCGCCGCACCACAGCACCAGCUGUACCUGGUCAAGACGGAGCUGCUGGCCGCCGACUCUGAUGUUGGCAACACUGGAGCGCCGCUCACCCCCGGCGCGGAGGACGUGACGAGCAGCACGGGCCUGGGCCAGCAGCAGGCCGUGGAGCCGCACCACCACACCCUGGUCGCCAUGGCGCUCGAGCACCACCACGCCAGCUACCUCCAGCCUGGGUCGCCAUCUUUCUUCCCCUUCCUGUCCUCACCGCCACAGCACCAGAGAAACUUCCAGACGUCCUCACACCUCAGCGAGGCGAGCCCUGGACGCGGCAGCGGCGGCGGCGGCACUGGAGGCGGCGUGAGCAGCUCCGGCGGGGGCGGCAGCCCGCCCCCACACGGCGACAGCACCACCAACCCUACCUCGGCCAGCCUGUCAGUCUCCGAGGUUGGCAGCACUGGCCAGGCUGCCCCCGACUCGUCCCACGCCGGCGGCGGCCGCUGUGAGGCCGACACCCCGGCGUCGGACACGACGACGUCGACGGGCGACGCGGCCACUCCGACCUCCGCAUCCGGUGGCGCCGCCAACAGCGCCAGCGGCGCCACUGACAACAAAAGUGGGGGAACCACCACGGGCAGUGCUGCCAACGGAGUGGGCGAGGAGCAGCGCUCCGGCGACGCUGGCUCGGCCAACACUGCCAACACGAAGCCGCCGUUCUCCUACGUGGCGCUCAUCGCUAUGGCCAUAGCGCAAUCGCCGCACAGGAGGGCGACUCUGUCGGAGAUCUACGCCUACAUCACGAGCCGCUUCCCCUACUUCGAGCGCAACAAGAAGGGCUGGCAGAACUCCAUCCGGCACAACCUGUCGCUCAACGAGUGCUUCGUCAAGGUGCCGCGAGAGGGCGGCGACCGCAAGGGCAACUACUGGACGCUCGACCCACAGUACGAGGACAUGUUCGAGAACGGCAACUUCCGGCGGCGGCGGCGCAUGAAGCGGCCGUUCCGCGGCGGCCUGGGGGCGGUGGCCGCCCCCGCCGUGCCGUACGGCGCCGCCGCCGCCUACCACCCGCACCACCACGCGCACCACCACCACCACCACCACCUGGUGGCGGCGCACCACGCGCACCCGCACCACCAGCACCACGGCCCCGGCCAGCACCCGCUGCAUGGCCACCACGGCCACCAGCCGCACCAGCAGCAGCACCACGCCCACCCCCACGCGGGGCUCGCCGUCCACCCCCAGCUGCUGGGCGCCGCCGCGCGCUCGCUCUUCGGGCCGUCGGCGCUCCAGGCCGCCGCCGCCGCCGGGGGCGGGGCCGUCGGGGGCGGAGGCGUCGGCGUCGGGGGCGGCGCCGUCCCGCCCCCCGCCUACCCGCACUACGGCAGGUACGAGCACAGGUCAGUACCUCGCAGUGCGACGGACCUCACCGAGAUCGCGAGGUAG
Schistocerca gregaria is the source of this 3031-nucleotide messenger RNA. Its product is annotated as forkhead box protein D1-like. The coding region runs from base 1460 to 3031 and encodes 523 amino acids. NCBI's taxonomy places the organism in Eukaryota, Metazoa, Arthropoda, Insecta, Orthoptera, Acrididae. Gene Ontology annotation, biological process: cell differentiation; anatomical structure morphogenesis; regulation of transcription by RNA polymerase II. The record is from RefSeq and is a predicted model, not a curated record. Gene Ontology annotation, molecular function: DNA-binding transcription factor activity, RNA polymerase II-specific; RNA polymerase II cis-regulatory region sequence-specific DNA binding. The transcript is spliced from 10 exons.